Molecule: messenger RNA, 5241 nt
Organism: Exserohilum turcica Et28A
Lineage: Eukaryota; Fungi; Ascomycota; Dothideomycetes; Pleosporales; Pleosporaceae
Exons: 3
Coding region: 1-5241 (1746 amino acids)
Biological process (GO): DNA replication; double-strand break repair via homologous recombination
Cellular component (GO): RecQ family helicase-topoisomerase III complex; chromosome; nucleus
Molecular function (GO): four-way junction helicase activity; nucleic acid binding; 3'-5' DNA helicase activity
Source: RefSeq, a predicted model, not a curated record
AUGCCUCGGAACAAUCUCAGUAAACAUCUCAAGUGGUUGCUCGCUGAGAAGCCCUUCAUCCCACCCGCGUCAUCAACCGUGGCAUACGACCCGAACGCAAACCCCACGAGUUCAGCAACACUUUCGCAGCAACACUCCUCCGCUUUGGAAGAGCAAGCGACAUACAAUGAACCUGAACCUGCAUCCGUGUCAGCGCCCGCACCAGCACCACAAGUCGCUGGAUCUGUCCUACCCCGCAGCCUCGCCCGACCGAAAACGAUUGAUAUACACAAUCCCCCAGAAGAGGAGGGAACGGCCUCGGAUAUGGCAAGAUUGAGAGGCACGCCAGCAAGUGGGAAGCCUAGACUCGUAAUAGCGGGACUACCACAACAUGCAUCAAUUGGUUCAGGAGCAGCAGAAGAUCGAUCGACAACAGUGCGGAAAAUCAACGGGCAUAUGGAAGUGCCCACUCCGCAGUACGGAACCGCUCGAAUGAACCACAUAGGGCCGAUUGAUGUCGACUCAAUCGAUCUUACGGGAGACGAUGACAUACGCUCUUCGCCCGUUCCGACGCGCACUCCCAAAGGCCGGAAGCGAAAGAGCGAAGAGUUCGAAGCAGACCUUCGACAUGCCAAGUCCCCCAGGCCAGUACGAGCUGCUCCUGCGCUCAGUCCAGAACCUGACGACGACGACUUUCCCGAUAUUGAUGAUAUGAUCAUGGCUCCGGAUAGCCCGCCCCCGCCAUAUUCGACAGUUGCAGGGAGUACAAGGCAUCCACCAAGGCAGACUGCGGCAGCCGAGGACGACGACAUGGAAGCAAUGCUACAACUAGAAGAGGAGGAGAGGCAGAUGAUAGAGUUAGAGCAGGCAAUAUCUACACAACAACGCAAGCGCAAACCACUGAGCCGUGUGGCCUCAGAAAACGCACCAGCUCGCAAGAUGGGGAGACAGACCCGCAGCCCUAGUCCGGGCAAGAGUAGGCCUUGCGCAGCCAAAGUCGCAACACCCAAAUCGGGUCGCGCACACAUAGCCACUACUAGGAGAGUUGGUCAUGCAGUGCUGGACUCGGAAGAUGAAGAAUUUGGCACAAUCGAUGAGAUGGACAUCGAUGCGCAAUCCCGGACCAAAUCACCUACACCGGCAAAAACGAGGCCACGCGAGAAGACGCCUGUGUCGAACUUGACCAAGCCAGCAAGCCAGACACUACUCCCCAUACGUUCACCAGUAAAGGUUAGGCCAAGCCCGAGCCCAUACCAGCCUGAACAAGACUCUAUUCCUACUCCCGAGAAGUCACAGUCCCCUAAGAAGAAUGUUCAAUCCACACCUGCACAGAUAUCCACAUCCAGCAAGCCUACACCGAGCUCUUCAGAGUUAUCAAAAGAAGAAAAGACUGCUAUCAAGGGGGCUAUUGAUGUAUUUUUAGCGACAGAGGGACAAAGACUACAGAGCCACCUCAAUGCAGCCAGCUCAGCAUGGGACAGUGCCCGUGCUGCUUUCGUAGCGCAUCUCUCCGAGUAUGGGAGACCCGACCCCAGCGAAAAGGAAAGAAUGGAACGCGCUCGCUCACGGAAGGAUGCUGUGGAGCAGUUGAUAGCCCUGAAGAUCCGCCAUGACGAUCUGGUGGCUCAGAGGCAAAAGGUGAAGCAAAAACUCGAGGACGACUUGAACAUUGGGCAAUUUGAUGCAGCAGACGGUGAAACGCUGAGCAAACUUUUCAAGACGAUCGAGGACAUCCAGAUACAAAUGCAUUACCUAUUGGAUUUGGCAGCCAUCAAGCAGCAACCCAACCCUGUCUUGAAGCCAGAGCCGAGGACCAGUCGCAAUGUGGUCAUACAAUCAACCCAGGCAAGCCCGGUCCGAUCUGUUUCCAAUGGUUUAAAAGAUGCAGGCCCGAAUCGUAUCCCUCAAACACAGUACCCCAAGCACACUGACGCUGCUGUUGAAGAAGUGUGGACCCCGCAUCGCCGUAUACGAUUCGCUGAAGAACAGGUCGCUGCAUCUCCCUUGCCUCCCCCAAACCUAGGUGUUCUUUCUCGCACCGAUACUGGUGUGAUGGGAAGACAUAAUACAAUGUCUAAAGAUCAAUCGCACCGAAUACCCGAGACACCAGAGCGUCGGCGCCCUACAAACAAGCCAAAGCCAGUAGCACGUCAAGACACACCAGAUGAUUUUGGAGAGCUGGAUCUUGAUGAAGAUGAGAACUUGUUCGCCAACGACACAGGCACCCACCAUCAACCCAUCGAGCUCGACGAUGACGAUGAAUUUGGCGAGGAGUUUGGUGCAGACGACGAAGAAUUUCUGCAUGAAAUUAAUAAUAUCGAGAAUCAAGCUCCAGGUGGUUUCGACUGGAGAGGGGAACGGGCAGUUCCUAAUCCAUCAACAAACUCCCGCGAGGUAUUCCGUGAGGCCUCGCCAAAUAAAGUCCCACCGAAACAAAACCCAUCGUCACCCGAGAAACCGCAGCUGAAUAUGCCGGCCAAGAACCACCCAGGAAUGAACUUCCCAUGGUCUCAAGAUUUGCGAACGGCACUUAUUCGUCGGUUUGGCCUAAGAGGCUUUCGACCCGGACAACUGGAGGCUAUCAACACUACGCUAUCUGGCGAGCACUGCUUUGUACUGAUGCCCACAGGAGGCGGCAAAUCGCUCUGCUACCAGCUGCCUUCGGUAAUCACUUCAGGCAAAACACACGGAGUCACCCUGGUAGUUUCUCCACUGCUGAGUUUGAUGGAAGAUCAGGUUGAAGCGUGCAAACAACGUUUCGGCAUGCAGGCUUUUCUCAUCAACGGAGAGUCAACUGCAGCCCAGAAGAAGAUGAUCAUGGACGGCCUGCGCCAAAGGGAUCCGCAGCAGUUCAUCCAGAUACUCUAUGUGACGCCGGAGAUGCUUAGUAAAAACCAGAAAAUGAUCAGUGCCUUCGAGAAACUGCAUUCUGGGGGCAACCUUGCCAGGAUCGUCAUCGACGAAGCGCACUGUGUCAGUCAAUGGGGUCAUGAUUUUCGACCCGACUACAAAGCACUUGGAGAUGUCAUUCGUCAGUUUCCUGGGGUCCCCGUGCUUGCGUUAACUGCGACUGCGACCCAACUCGUCCGUACUGACGUGGUAGCCAAUCUUGGUAUGCAAGGUUGCCGUCAGUUCUCUCAGAGCUUCAACCGCCCGAAUUUGUCCUAUGAAGUGUUACCCAAAGCCAAAGGUGUUAUCAAUAGCAUCGCGGACCUGAUCAAGGAGAGAUACGUCGGAAAAUCCGGUAUCAUUUACUGCCUAUCACGAAAGGGCUGCGAACAAGUGGCGAAAAAGUUGUGCGAGAUGGGCAUCCGUGCCCACCACUACCAUGCCGGAAUGGACUCUGCUGAUCGUUCUGAUGUUCAGCGCAAAUGGCAGAAAAACGAGCAUCACGUUAUCGUCGCAACAAUUGCCUUUGGUAUGGGUAUUGACAAGGCCGACGUACGAUAUGUCAUUCACCACUCACUACCGAAGAGUCUGGAAGGUUACUAUCAGGAGACUGGACGCGCUGGUCGUGAUGGCAAACGCUCAGAAUGUUAUCUGUACUACCAAUACGCUGACUCGAGAAUCUUGCGCAAGAUGAUUGACGAAGGCGAGGGCAGUAGAGAACAGAAGCAAAGGCUCAGCGACAUGCUACGAACUGUGGUUCAAUACUGCGAAAACAAAGCCGAUUGUCGACGCGCUCAAGUACUCGGAUACUUUAGUGAAGCUUUCGAUGCCUCAAAGUGCAAUUCGACAUGCGACAAUUGCCGGUCUGAUGCCACAUUCGUUACAAAGGACGUCACAGAGUACGCAGCCAUGGCCAUCAAGCUUGUCAGUCGGAUCCACGAGGACAAUGUCACAAUGCACCAGUGCGUAGAUGCUUUUCGAGGUGCCAGCGGCGCCAGGUUCAAGAGUGCCGGGUUAGUAGAAUAUGGAUGGGGUUAUGGCAAGGACUUGGACAGAGGCGACAACGAGCGCAUCUUCCAGCAUCUGCUGGAUGCCGGUGCAUUCAAGGAAAAGAGCAAGGUGAACAAGGUUGGCUUUGCAACAAGUUACCUACAUCCUGCUUCGAUACGCAACGACUACGAGACCAAACGGAAGCAGAUGAAGCUGCAAGUGCGCGCCUCGCCACUCACAGCACGCACAAAGGCGCCCGCAGCCAAGAAGACAAAGAAACAACAAUCGCAGUUCCCAUCGACCAAUGUUCCCUCUCCUGUACGGGCACCCAAGCAAAAGAUUCGAUCAUUCGCUUAUAAUGGGCGCGAUGAGGAUGAGGACGAGGACGAGGAAGAGGAUGCCUUUGAUGCUCCUCGCCACCCAAGCCGUAAGAGGAGAGGCCAUGGUUACCAAGCCGACGGCUUUGUAGUCGGCGAUGGAGACGAAAACGAGGGGUUCGCACCGGUUCGCGAGGCCAAACCGUUGAAAGCAACAAAAGCGAAGGGCCUUGGGGUUCCCAUCACUACAGAUGAGCGCACCGCACAACUCACGGAGCUACAAAGCGAUGUAUUGCGGGAUUUCAUGACUGGGGCCAAGCAGAUGAGAAAGAGUAUACAAGAGAGAAAGGGCCACCGCGAAGCCAUCUUUACCGACACUGUACUUCGUGAGAUGGGCCUUGACUUGCCACGGAAUCUCGAUGAGAUGAAGACGAUACCAGGGAUCCGAGCCGAGAUGGUGGAUCGUUACGGUAAACAGUUCCUACCGUUGAUCAACAACACGAGGGAAUUUUAUGGAGACGAGGUGCCAAUUCCUCGGAAUCCGCAGCUUCGCAACCGGCAAGCCCAAGUGGUGCCCGUUGUGUAUGAGAUUGACGAUGACGAGGAAGUGGAGGAUCAGAACCAUAAGCUUGUUUAUGAUCUGUGUGGUGACUCGGAGGAGGAGGCGGCAGAGGUGCCAGCUGGCAAUGGCGAGGAUUCUGGGGAUGAAUCUUCGUACGGUGGUUUCGACGAUGAUGACGAUGACGAUGAGGAAGUGCAUACAAGUCAUCACUUUAUGCAGAACCCAGAAGUGACAGACUUCAACAACCGAUAUACACAGCUUGGUGGAGGCGCAGCACCAACGACCAAGGCUGCAAAGAAGAAGAAGGGGACGUCGCGCAGCAGGCGGACAUCGGGUAACGUUGGCAGGGCCUCUGGAGGCGUCAAGAAGCGUGCGCCGAAGAAUGGUGGCGGCAGAGCUUCGGCUAGUGGCUCGACAGCCAGGAGGCCUUCUGGGGGUGCGGGUCGAGGGGGGGGAGGAGCAUCAGGGGGCGUAUGGAGCAACAUCAUGGCCAUGCCUACUUGA